UGAGUUGGGUGUAGCUGUGUCUGUGUGCGCCUUGUCCAAUGGAACCAGAUCCUCCCUGCAGUGCGUAAGAGCGCGAUUUAGGAUUUAACCAAGUCUUUGCUGCGGGGCUGGUUGCAGUCUUCACCAGAGCCCGACGGCCCGAGAGCCUUUCAACAAUGCUAGUGUAGUUUUCUAACCACUUUGGAGUCAGACUGCCUUUUUUGCUAAUCAAAUAAAACAAACACGCGUUCCCUCUCGAAGUAUGACUGGAGUAUUUGACCGAAGGAUCCCGAGUGUGAAAACUGCAGACUUCCAGAGCUCCUUUCAACUCUCCACCAUGCACCAUCCGUCUCAGGAAUCUCCUACUUUACCCGAGUCCACCGCCACGGAUUCUGGCUACUACAGUCCCGCCGCUGGAGUCCCUCAUGGCUACUGCUCGCCCAGCUCCAGCUCGUACGGGAAGCCUCUCAAUGCCUACCAGUACCAGUACCCGGGUGUAAAUGGAUCCGCUGGAAAUUACUCGACAAAAUCCUACACUGAUUACAGCUCGUACACGACCCCCGCCUACCACCAGUACGCUGGGACUUACAGCAGAGUGCAAGCCCAGCCGAGUCCACAAGAGAAAGAGAUAAGCGAGCCUGAGGUAAGGAUGGUGAACGGCAAGCCGAAGAAAGUGAGGAAACCCCGGACAAUCUACUCCAGUUUCCAGCUGGCCGCCCUGCAGAGGCGGUUUCAGAAUACGCAGUAUCUGGCGCUGCCGGAGAGAGCCGAGCUGGCUGCCUCGCUGGGACUCACGCAAACACAGGUAAAAAUUUGGUUCCAGAACAGGAGAUCAAAACUGAAGAAGAUCAUGAAAAACGGAGAGCUUCCACCUGAGCUCAGCCCCAGCUCCAGCGACCCCAUGGUGUGCAACUCUCCACAGUCCCCGGCCGUUUGGGACACACAGGGCCCCUCCAGGCCGCACAGCCUACAGCCACAAAACAUCAACACGACGGCUUCUAACUUUUUGGAAAACUCGGGGUCAUGGUACACCUCAGCCGGCAGCUCCAUGGCCGCCCACCUGCAGACUCCCAACUCGAUACAGCACUCGUUGGCUCUUGGAGCAGGGACGUUAUAUUGAAAAAAACCCUGUUGUUCAUUUCAUUUUUUUUUUAUCCUUCUAUGGGACUCGUGUUCAAAUUUUCAGAGGAAUAUGCAAUGUAUUUGAUGACAGUCAUAGAAGAAACGUGUAAAAUGUGUAAAUGUGUGCAUGUAAUUUAUUGCAUUUUGGAAGACUAUUAAACGUUUAAAUGGACAAUGGAACUUUGAAAUCCUCCGGCUUCACUGCAGUCUCUUGUUAUUUUAACCCUUAGUUAUUUACACUGAAAAUCACAACGAAGACUCACAGACAUAAAUAAUGUUUGUCAGCCUCAGGUGACAUUUUAACACAAGGUUGUAAAUCACAGCUGCUCCGUAUUGAGAUGAAUCUAGAAAAUGCCUGUAAAUCUUAAUUUCUAUUCUCCAUAACAACACAAUUUAUAUUCAUUUAGUCAUUUUAGAACUUUAGUACUUGGAAGGAAUUGUGCUUCCAAAUGAGAUGACUAUCUGCCUUUUUGUAAGGAAUGUCCCUCAUUUCCCCUCAUGAAAAUAUACUUAUUUUAAUCUGCAUUUGCGAUGACAUGAAAGAAAAACAAAUAUAGUGCAAAUGUAUGACUUUAUUAAACAGACAUUAAGCAAAAAUGUGUUAUUGUAAAUACAUUUCUGAGAAAACAUGGCUACUGUGUUCCACUGAAAGCCUUAAUCCACCAUAAUAAGUGCAUUUACCUUCAUUGAAUAACGGUGU
This is a messenger RNA of Cottoperca gobio, 1801 nucleotides long. It is a transcript of the gene dlx5a, whose product is annotated as distal-less homeobox 5a. The coding region runs from base 242 to 1099 and encodes 285 amino acids. Gene Ontology annotation, biological process: anatomical structure formation involved in morphogenesis; cell differentiation; regulation of transcription by RNA polymerase II. The record is from RefSeq and is a predicted model, not a curated record. Lineage: Eukaryota; Metazoa; Chordata; Actinopteri; Perciformes; Bovichtidae. The transcript is spliced from 3 exons. Gene Ontology annotation, molecular function: RNA polymerase II cis-regulatory region sequence-specific DNA binding; DNA-binding transcription factor activity, RNA polymerase II-specific.